Messenger RNA from Ictalurus furcatus (blue catfish), 1855 nucleotides. RefSeq names its product SMAD family member 10a (gene smad10a). Gene Ontology annotation, cellular component: heteromeric SMAD protein complex. Bases 170 to 1855 code for a protein of 561 amino acids. The transcript has 12 exons. Gene Ontology annotation, molecular function: DNA-binding transcription factor activity, RNA polymerase II-specific; I-SMAD binding; RNA polymerase II cis-regulatory region sequence-specific DNA binding. The record is from RefSeq and is a predicted model, not a curated record. Gene Ontology annotation, biological process: SMAD protein signal transduction; BMP signaling pathway; anatomical structure morphogenesis. NCBI's taxonomy places the organism in Eukaryota, Metazoa, Chordata, Actinopteri, Siluriformes, Ictaluridae.
GAGAGAGAGAGAGCGAGAGAGAGAGAGCGAGAUGCUGGAGGAGGCUGGGAGAUUCAUAUCGGCGUGGACAGAGAGCUGAUGUGACAGCGGGGAGGGGGGGAAGCCGAAAACUUGGAUUUCUACCUCACUGUCCUGCUUGUGUUCAUGUUUAUCCCGGGCUGAUGUCAGAAUGUCGGUGAACCCCCCCAGUAGUAACGAUGCCUGCCUCAGCAUCGUGCACAGCCUCAUGUGCCACAGACAAGGCGGCGAGAACGAAGGCUUCGCCAAGAGGGCCAUCGAGAGCCUCGUCAAGAAGCUGAAGGAGAAGAAGGAUGAGCUGGACUCGCUCAUCACCGCCAUCACCACCAACGGCGUCCAUCCCAGCAAGUGCGUCACCAUCCAGAGGACGCUAGACGGAAGACUGCAGGUGGCCGGGCGUAAAGGUUUCCCCCAUGUGAUCUACGCUCGUCUAUGGCGCUGGCCGGACCUUCACAAGAAUGAGCUGAAGCACGUCAAGUUCUGCCAGUAUGCCUUCGACUUAAAGUACGACAACGUGUGUGUGAAUCCGUAUCACUACGAGAGGGUCGUCUCUCCCGGCAUCGUUGGCCUCAGCCUACAGAACACAGCUCCCACCGGCAGGCUGAUUAAAGAGGAGUACACCCACGACUGCAUUCAGAUGGACGUUCCUCCUGGUUUACCUCCACAGUCAGACCACCAGGGGGCGAUGAAGCUUCCUGCACCGGAGCAUUACCCCCCACCGCUGCCACCUUUACAGAUGCCCCCCGAAGCAGCACGAUGCCCUCCGCCUGCCACCCUGUACUCCAACAUGCCCCUCUCCCCAACCGCAUCUGGCUCGAUGAUGUCCAUGCAGGGUGGUCACAACGAGGGUCUCCUGCAGAUCGCAUCCCCUCAGGCUCAGGUCAUGACCCCGACCCCUCCUCCCUCCACGCCCCCUCAGGCCCCGCCCACUCAGAACGGCUACAACGGCUCCAAACACACACAGGCGCAGGGCUCCUUUCACACUACUUGGACGGGCAGCAGCACGGCCUCUUACACUCCUAUAGGACGCCAACAGAGCAGCCGCACCCACCAGCCUCCUCUCCACCACCCCCACUACUGGUCUCAGCAUCACAGUUCCUCAUCAUUCCCUCCGCCAGUCUCCAACCAUCCAGGGCCAGAGUUCUGGUGCUCCAUCUCGUAUUUUGAGAUGGAUGUUCAGGUUGGUGAAAUGUUUAAGGUGUUGUCCAGUUGUCCUGUGGUGACGGUGGAUGGUUACGUGGAUCCAUCUGGAGGAGAUCGUUUCUGCCUCGGGCAGCUCAGUAACGUUCACCGUACUGAGGCUAGUGAAAGGGCCAGGUUACACAUAGGUAAAGGCGUGCAGCUGGAGUGUCGAGGCGAGGGCGAUGUGUGGAUGCGAUGUCUGAGUGAUCACGCCGUCUUUGUUCAGAGCUACUACCUGGAUAGAGAGGCAGGACGAGCGCCUGGGGACGCUGUCCACAAGAUCUACCCAGGAGCCUACAUCAAGGUGUUUGAUCUGCGUCAGUGCCAUCGGCAGAUGCAGCAGCAGGCGGCCACGGCUCAGGCGGCGGCAGCGGCUCAGGCGGCCGCCGUGGCGGGGAACAUUCCGGGUCCAGGGAGCGUCGGGGGCAUCGCUCCUGCAAUCAGUCUCUCGGCAGCCGCAGGGAUCGGCGUGGACGACCUGCGCAGGUUGUGUAUCCUGCGUCUGAGCUUCGUGAAAGGCUGGGGACCCGAUUACCCGCGCCACAGCAUCACACACACACCCUGCUGGGUGGAGGUGCACCUCCACCGCGCCCUACAGCUGCUGGAUGAGGUGCUGCACACCAUGCCUCUGGCAGACCCUGGACCUUCUAACUGA